Lates calcarifer (barramundi perch) is the source of this 4621-nucleotide messenger RNA. It is a transcript of the gene prkcab, whose product is annotated as protein kinase C, alpha, b. Gene Ontology annotation, molecular function: ATP binding; diacylglycerol-dependent serine/threonine kinase activity; zinc ion binding. The record is from RefSeq and is a predicted model, not a curated record. The transcript is spliced from 18 exons. Lineage: Eukaryota; Metazoa; Chordata; Actinopteri; Centropomidae. The coding region runs from base 140 to 2182 and encodes 680 amino acids. Gene Ontology annotation, biological process: protein phosphorylation.
AGGAGAGGCGUGCGGUCCGAGCGCUCCGACAGAAAUCAGCACCACUUGUCAAGAGCUGUGAAGAGACAAGAAGCUCUCAGAAAUCGGUCGGGACAACGCGAAGUCGUGGCUGUGUAGUUUUUUGUUUUGUUUUCCUAUUAUGGCUGACCACCUUUUACAUUAUAAUGACUCGGCUGGGGUUGGGAACCGAUUCGCCCGCAAAGGUGCUUUGCGGCAGAAAAAUGUGCACGAAGUGAAAAACCACAAAUUUAUUGCGAGGUUUUUCAAGCAGCCGACGUUCUGCAGCCAUUGUACAGACUUCAUAUGGGGAUUUGGGAAACAAGGAUUUCAAUGCCAAGUGUGUUGUUUUGUGGUUCACAAACGCUGCCAUGAGUUCGUUGGCUUCUCCUGUCCUGGAGCCGACAAGGGCCCCGACACAGACGACCCCAGAAGCAAGCACAAGUUCAAGAUCCACUCGUACGGCAGUCCCACCUUCUGCGACCACUGUGGUUCGCUGCUGUAUGGGCUCAUCCACCAAGGGAUGAAAUGUGACACCUGCGACAUGAACGUGCAUAAGCAGUGUGUGGUCAAUGUGCCAAGCCUGUGCGGGACGGACCACACAGAGCGCCGGGGUCGUCUCUUCCUCAAGAUCGAGGUCAGCGGGGACAGGCUACACGUCACAGUGGGUGAAGCCAGGAACCUGAUUCCCAUGGAUCCAAACGGUUUAUCAGACCCGUAUGUUAAACUCAAGCUCAUCCCAGACCCAAAGAAUGAGACCAAACAGAAGACCAGGACCAUCCGUUCGUCUCUCAACCCCUGCUGGAACGAGUCUUUUACCUUUAAACUGAAAGCAUCAGAUAAGGACCGCCGUCUGUCUAUUGAGGUGUGGGACUGGGACCGGACCACCAGGAACGACUUCAUGGGCUCCAUGUCGUUUGGAGUGUCCGAGCUCAUCAAAGCUCCCACGUGUGGAUGGUACAAGUUGCUGAACCAGGAGGAGGGGGAGUACUACAACGUUCCCAUCCCUGAGGUGGACGACGUCAACCUGGAGCUCCGACAGAAGUUUGAGGCCUGCCAGUUAAAUAUCCACUAUCUCAAGAAAGCCAAGCUGGGCCACGGUAAGAAAGUGAUCACGCCGUCAGACCACCGGCGGUUCAGCCUGCCUUCAGGUAACAUGGACCGGGUCCGACUCAGCGACUUCAACUUCCUGGCCCUGCUGGGGAAGGGCAGCUUCGGGAAGGUAAUGCUGGCAGAGAUGAAGUCCACAGAGGAGCUGUACGCCAUCAAGAUCCUCAAGAAAGAUGUGGUGAUCCAGGAUGACGACGUUGAAUGUACGAUGGUGGAGAAGAGGGUCUUGGCUCAGAGAGACAAACCACCUUUUCUCACGCAGCUCCACUCCUGCUUCCAGACUGUGGAUCGGCUGUACUUUGUGAUGGAGUACAUUAACGGAGGAGACCUCAUGUAUCAUAUCCAGCGUAUGGGCAAGUUCAAGGAGCCACAGGCAGUGUUUUAUGCCGCAGAGAUUGCUGUCGGUUUGUUUUUCCUGCACCGAAAGGGAAUCAUCUACAGGGACCUUAAACUCGACAAUGUGAUGCUGGACUCCGAGGGCCACAUCAAGAUCGCCGACUUUGGCAUGUGCAAGGAGAACAUGUAUGAAGGCAUGACCACACGCACCUUCUGCGGCACUCCAGACUACAUUGCACCAGAGAUUAUAGCAUAUCAGCCCUAUGGAAAAUCAGUCGACUGGUGGGCUUAUGGGGUUCUUCUGUAUGAGAUGCUGGCAGGACAGCCGCCGUUUGAUGGAGAAGAUGAGGAUGAGCUCUUCCAGUCCAUCAUGGAGCACAAUGUGUCCUACCCCAAGUCCAUGUCGAAGGAAGCUGUGUCCAUCUGCAAGGGGCUGAUGACCAAACACCCAUCAAAGCGUCUGGGCUGUGGCCCAGAGGGAGAGAGGGACAUCAGAGAGCAGGCCUUCUUCAGACGCAUCGACUGGGAACGCCUGGCAAACAGAGAGAUCCAGCCGCCAUUUAAACCCAAAGUGUGCGGCAAAGGAGCGGAGAACUUCGACAAGUUUUUCACGCGCACCCAGCCCGUGCUGACCCCGCCUGACCAGCUAGUCAUCGCCAACAUCGACCAGAGCGAGUUCGCCGGCUUCUCCUACAUCAACACUCAGUUCAUCCAUCCAUCCCUGCACAGUGUGGUAUGAGGAGGGGGUAUGGAAAGUGGGGGGAGGAUUUAAAAAAAAAGAAGAAGCAUGGACCGUCACUGAAUACAGGACCCUUCCAAACUCCAACAAACGUCCCGCUGUCAACAGACUCACAUCAUCCUCUAAAGUGUUCUGUCUACUAGUUAUCAAAUAUCUGUGUAUAGAAAUGACAGAGGAGAGAGGAGCUAAGUGUUAAAAUGUUAUGUACAAUCUGAAGUGAGAGAAAAAACAGUACAUGAUGGCACUGAUAUUUUCUGCAUCAUCUUCCAAAACAUCUCAUAAUACAUUCUAUACUCUGUGUAUCUCUGAACCCUUUUUACUCGUGUAUGAAUGUGUUUCAGUAUCAGUCACUAUCUCAUUAGGUAUUAAACAUGCAAGUUCCCUCUCAUCCCUCUUACGUUCCCCAUCUUACUACGCAACAAGCUGCAAUGCACGACAAGAACGGAACUUAUUUUUCUGCUCUGUCCCAGCUUUGUCUACUUCUGAACUGCUACGUGUGUAUAUUAUAUUUAUAUACUCAAAAAAAGAGGUAAAAGAGGUAGUAUACUGUUACAUGAGUGCCAAAGUAGAAGUGGAAGAAAACAUUUUUAUUGCAGUUCUUUAAAAGUCCUUGUGGCUCCAAACAGCGCCAAUACGGUACAACCCCUUUCACAGGGACCUGUUCAUACCUGUCGCUUUUGUAGGACGUGGAACUACAGUGUAACCAAGUCAACACAGAGAAACAGAAGCACAUUCUGCUUACAGUUACGAGCUAUCCCGGGCCUUUUCAAUGUCGCCAAUAGUCAGUGGGUGGGUGAACGCAGGAUAUAGGGUCAGAAAAGUGUGGAUCAAAGAGACAGUAUUUCAAAGUAUAAAGAUGCUAUUUCCAUAUGCACAAAAGCAGAUCUCUGUUGCAUGCUUACUCUCUGACUCUGUAUGAGCUGUAGACUCUAGGAUGCAGUACACGUCUGGUAUCAUUGUAAAGUUUAGUAUUAUGAUAUAAACUAUGUUGAUAUAUAUUUGUUGUACGUUUUGAGGAGUCUUAUUCUGAAGAGGUUUUUAAUUGUUAAGGCGAAAGGUUUUGUUCCUGUUUUAUGUUCUGCUUAACUUUUAUGUCCUACUGUAUGUCGACCUUUGUUUUUCUUUUUUCCUCUUCUUCUUCUUCUUUUUUUUUUUGUAAAUAUGUUUCAAAUGAGAUGUUUCAAAAAGAGAAGUUACUUGCAGAUUUUAUACUAUGAACUGAAUGUGCUUUUACUACCAUAGACGGUUUGAACAUUUCUAUGUUUAGAUUACCCCUAAGAAGAGAUAUAUAACGUUUGGCUGAAUCUUUGGUAGCUUUGGUAUCAGCAAACCUUGUUAUAUGUAUUUCCACUAUUUAUCCAUUGUUUUCUACUAUUCAGUGUCAUAUAGAGAAUAUGCAGCACCUCCUGUGCGGUUGAAUGCCCUCUUGCCUUGGUUGUCUCAGGGCUGACUCCUUCUGUAACAAAAACUGAAUUCAAAACCACAUUAACGGUGUGAGGAUUUCAGAAACAUGUCUUUUCUUUAUAUAUCGUGUGCAUGCCUGAGGCGAGGCCUGAUCUAAGCAUGAGAAAGACUCCUGCAUGAUACAGAGAUUCCCCUCUCUCCCCCCUCUCCCUCCCUCCCCCUGGUGUGGAGCAUGGAGUUUCCCCACCCUUGUUGCACAGAGUGAGACAAACUAGUCCUGACGAGCAUCGUUAGCUUCUCUGCUCAUCAUCUCUUCCCCCCUCGCUGUCAUGUAGCCCGACCUGUUUGGCUAAAAAAAAACAACCAAAAAAAAAAAAAACAAGCUGAAUUUUGAACAGACAAAUAUGUGUAAAAUGUGUCUGUUGGCUUUUUGUUUCAUGGUGCCAAACUGAGUCGUUUUUUGUUUUCAGUCAGGUGUGUCCAGCAGAGUUUUUUUUUUUUAAAUAUAAAUAUAUAUGUAAAGAGAGAGGCUACUGCUGCGGCACACAAAGCCACAGCAGAGAGGUUUCAUAAAACUGCCAAAUUUAGAAAUGCUGUCUAUUGUACCACAGCUCUUAACUCCUGGAUUAGUUACUUAACUGUCACAUCUGGACCAAAAUGAGAUUUAAAGGUUAAAAGAAAACUGAAUGUUUACAUGUCUCACAUUGAGAAUCUGUAUCGGAGGAGGGAUUUGAAACAAAAACCACAACAACCAAAAAAAAAAAACAACAAAAAUUCAAAAAAAAAAAAACAAAACAAAAAAAAAACAACAACAACAACAAUAACAACCUUUGGACCCAUGACAGAGAUAAUCAAAUGUUAGGCCAGUCAGGGUACAGUACCACUACAGGCUACAAUUAGAGCCACAGGGAUGUUUGUAUGUGUUUCCUUUCACUGCCCCUGCUUUUGUUAACCUGGUUCUUCUUGUUCCUCUGUUCAUUGUGGUAUGACGGAUACUGUGUAUAAAUAAAGUAUGAAAAAUAUAGGAAAUGUGAA